Debaryomyces fabryi is the source of this 2151-nucleotide messenger RNA. RefSeq lists its product as uncharacterized. Gene Ontology annotation, molecular function: protein binding. The record is from RefSeq and is a predicted model, not a curated record. Gene Ontology annotation, cellular component: Prp19 complex; U2-type catalytic step 2 spliceosome; precatalytic spliceosome. The transcript has a single exon. The coding region runs from base 1 to 2151 and encodes 716 amino acids. NCBI's taxonomy places the organism in Eukaryota, Fungi, Ascomycota, Pichiomycetes, Serinales, Debaryomycetaceae. Gene Ontology annotation, biological process: mRNA splicing, via spliceosome; spliceosomal complex assembly.
AUGAAUAUAGAUGGACUGUCAAAGGAGAAGAUAUCAGAUUCACAAAUAACCAGUGAACAAAUUUUGCAGGAUGCGUUUCAACUAAGAGAUGAACCUUUAAAUCGUCCUAAACAAUCGAUCCAAGACUUGGACGAAUUAAGAUCGUUUCAGCUUACUAAAAGAAAAGAGUAUGAACAACAAUUGAAUAAGAACAGAUUAAAUUUUGGACAGUGGUUGAGGUAUGCAAAGUGGGAAGUAAACCAUAAUCAUGAUUUUCCUCGGGCAAGAUCGAUUUUUGAACGGGCCCUAGAGGUUAAUGUACAGCAUAUUCCUUUCUGGACACAUUAUAUCCAGUUUGAGCUUUCAAAUAAAAACAUAGUACAUGCAAGGAACUUGUUGGAUAGAGCUGUAACAACUUUGCCUAGGCUUGACAAAUUAUGGUUUCUUUAUGUACAGACAGAGGAGACAUUAAAGAAUUACCAGAUGGUUAGAAUAAUCUUUGAAAGAUGGCUAUCUUGGAAUCCAAACCCUUCUGCAUGGGAUGCUUAUAUAAACUUUGAAAAACGGUACGAUGAAUUUAAUAAUGCUAGGGAGAUCUAUGUGAGAUACGUACAAAUCCAUUCAUCUGGUGAGAUAUGGUUGAAGUGGAUUGAUUUUGAAAUGAAUGACGUUCCAGUAAACGCUGAACAAGUGACACGAAUCAGGAAUGUUUUUGAAUUAUCAGUAGAUACCAUGUUAUCAUCAGAAUCAUUAAGAGGAGAUAUACUUCUUGCUGAAAUAAUUAAUAAGUGGUCACUCUGGGAAAUUUCGGUGAAAGAAUACGAAAGAGCAAGAGCCAUAUUUCAAUUAAUGUUAAAAAAUGACAAAAUUCAAGCAAUCAUAACCCCGGAACAAAGGAAUCGAAUCUAUCUGUCAUAUACUGAAUUCGAGAAAAGUUACGGUGACAAAGAUACUAUUGAAUCCAGUAUCAUGAUAAAAAGAAAAUUGAAGUAUGAGGAAGACGUGAAUAAGAAUCCACAGGACUACGACUCAUGGUGGUCUUAUAUUAAUAUUUUACAACAGGAGGAUAAUAAUGAAGUUACAAGAGAAGCUUUCGAGAGAGCGGUUCUAGUAAUACCGACAGAUUCUUUCAAAUCUACCGUUUGGAGAGGGUAUAUCUACUUGUGGAUCAAAUAUGCAUUCUGGGAAGAGUUCACUAUGGGAAGUAUCAAGAACGCUCGAAAUAUCUGGAAUAGAGCAUUAAAGAUUAUUCCACAUAAACAUUUUACGUUUGCAAAGGUAUGGGUGAGCUUUGCUCAGUUUGAAAUAAGGAAUGAUUCUGAGAGUGGUCUAGCAAAUGCAAGAAAGAUAUUAGGUAGAUCUAUUGGGCAAUCUAGUAUUCUUAAGCCCAAAAGGAAAUUAUUUAAGUUUUACAUUGAAUUAGAAAAAAAAUUGGGCGAAUGGGAUAGAGUUAGAAAGCUAUAUGAGAAAUGGCUAGAAAUAUCAUUGGUAGGGGAAAACAAUUUAUCUACUAUUAAUAUCUUAUUGGCUUAUAUUGAUUUUGAGAAAAGCAUACAAGAGCACGAAAGAUGUGUUUAUCUAUAUGAAUUAGGUGUUCAAUUAGUAGAAGACGAUAAAAUAUUUACUAAGGACAAUCCAUUAGAGUACAUGUUGACGAGUUUUAUUGAUUACUAUAAGGAAGAAAUGAGAUAUGCUGAAGCUAGAAAGUUAUAUAGAAAGUUGCUGGAACAAGUCUCGACUGCUAAGGUAUGGAUUUCAUUUGCCUUAUUCGAGUCAUCUAUACCCACUGAUUCUCAAUUAAAGGCUUUUGAAGAAAGCACCGAUGAAGAAUUUGAAUUUUCAAUCAAUGAAACGCAUAGGGAAAAGACUAGGGGCAUAUUUAAGGAAGCCAAUAAUCAUUUCAAACAAAAAGACCUAAAAGAAGAAAGGGCGGUUGUUAUACAAGCAUGGAAACAAUAUGAAGAAUCUCACGGUUCUGAGGAAUCAUUGAAUGAUGUCACCAAAAAGACUCCUGUCAUAGUCAAAAGAAGAAGAUUAAUUGAAGGAGAAGAAGAAGAAUAUUUAGAUUACAUUUUCCCUGAAGAUGAAGAAGAAGCUAAACCAGCUAAAAUAUCUGGCCUUAAUGAUUUCUUGGCUAACGCCCAAAAAUGGAUGGCUAAUCAAAAUCAAUGA